Molecule: messenger RNA, 1423 nt
Organism: Hibiscus syriacus
Lineage: Eukaryota; Viridiplantae; Streptophyta; Magnoliopsida; Malvales; Malvaceae
Product: tyrosine-protein phosphatase DSP1-like
Exons: 5
Coding region: 296-946 (216 amino acids)
Biological process (GO): protein dephosphorylation
Cellular component (GO): cytoplasm
Molecular function (GO): phosphatase activity
Source: RefSeq, a predicted model, not a curated record
AUGCCGCUUCGGGUCCCUCUAGUAUUCUGUCUCCUUUUUUGUGCUAAAGUUUCUUACUUUAGAAAAGAAAAAUGGUGUUGGAUCGGAUUUGGAUAUAUAAAGAAACCAUGUUCAUCUCCAUGCUUCGUCUUCCUUAACAGUUAACUCGCUCCAUUUUUACCACCAGCUUCCUUUGGCUAUCACCUUGCAGCCCAAGUCAGAAUCGUCCGUACCCUAAAAAGGCACAUUCCCUUUGAUCCUCAACACUUUCUCUUUCUUCCCAACUCUAUAUAUUGUUUUUCCAUUUGUUUCAUUCAUGAAAGACAACACUGCAACAUCUAAACUAACCCAAAACCAGCAACAACAGAUGUGCAGAACCACAGGUGUUGUUUCCUCCGUUGACCAAGACGUCAACAUGUCGCCGCCGGCCAUGUCUCCGGAGGUGGUUCCUUCCAACGCUGGGGAUGACCUUAACUUGAUCCCUCCUUUGAACUUCGCUAUGGUUGACAAUGGCAUUUUCAGGUCUGGUUUCCCUGACUAUGCUAACUUCUCUUUUCUCCAAACGCUUCAUCUUCGCUCCAUCAUAUAUCUGUGUCCUGAGCCAUACCCAGAAGCCAACAAUGAUUUUUUGACGGCCAAUGGAAUCAGGCUGUUUCAGUUUGGAAUUGAAGGUUACAAGGAGCCAUUUGUAAAUAUCCCACAGGAUACGAUUCGCGAAGCUCUAAAGGCUGUCCUUGAUGUAAGGAAUCACCCAGUUCUAAUUCACUGCAAACGAGGGAAGCACCGAACUGGCUGUCUUGUGGGAUGCUUGAGAAAACUGCAAAGGUGGUGUCUGUCAUCAGUCUUUGAUGAGUACCAAAGGUUUGCUGCUGCAAAAGCUAGAGUUUCCGAUCAGAGGUUCAUGGAGUUGUUCGACACUUCUAGCUUGAAGCAUCUACCAAUGUCGUUUUCUUGCUCAAAGAAGUAAAGAAUCGCAUCGGUUGAACAGCUUUUGCUUUCUUUCUUUUGCAAAGAAGAAUGCCAUAGUUCCUGCUUCCAUAUAACUAGGAAUAGGUAACGAGUUCCCUGAAUCGCAAUAAAAGGCGCACAUAGAAGCAAUGUCCGGUUGUGAUAUUCAGCGUCGAGAUCUCCUCCCCACCUCUUUCUUCAUGUUCAUCCAGUUGUCCUCUACUUGUUUUACUAAGAAGUAAUUCCCUGCCUGCCAUGGUGCAUGCAACAAUUAUCCAAAUAGAUAUAUAGAUAGAUCUAUCUCCAUAAUCCGUAUUUCACUUUGAAAAUCAUUGUUAGCUUUGUUAAAGGUUUCAAGAUGAGCUUUUACAGUGAACAAGAACCAAGAUUUACAGCUAUUCUUCUGGUCAUGCUGCUUCUGCGAAUAAUUACAGGCAAGGCAGCUAGAGUUCAGGCAAUGUAAACACACGAUUCUAGUUGGCUACUCAAUUAUCAA